Nezara viridula (southern green stink bug) is the source of this 2139-nucleotide messenger RNA. Lineage: Eukaryota; Metazoa; Arthropoda; Insecta; Hemiptera; Pentatomidae. The record is from the annotation of a GenBank genome assembly.
GCAAAAGCAGUUAUUUGUUGUAGGAAGUGUUAUAACGGAGGAAAAAUAUAAACAGCAUCUAAAUAUAUAUGUAUAUAUAUGUUUUAUAUCACGUGACAACAUAGGGUAGAUAUGAAUGUCUUACACUUCAUUGUCGUUCUCAUAUGCUGUACAUCCAAUAUAGAUGGAAUGUUGCCGGAUGAAUGUAUUGAUCCGUACUUAAACGAUAAUGGACUGGAUUCGAACUCAAGUAACAAAGCAAACAGUUGUGUUUUUGAUGUGCUAAACGAUAUGCCGGGAAAAUAUGAACCUCUUUUCCUUCAAAACAACAUUCAUGGUUCUUUGACUCUCACCAUACCCAAGGUCAAAAACCAGCGUGCAGUUAUCAAACUAAAGAAAGGAGAGAAAAUCACCAUCUCUUGCCCGGGUAACGGUAACUACAUCGAAGCCAUCGACACAAUACAAUCUGAUGGUUCCUGUAAGAGUGGAAACAUGCUCAAGAUCGAAGGUGUGAAUUACUCAUUCCAGCAACUAGACUGCAGAGCAAGAGUGAACGCUAAGUUCAAAAAGACCGGAAUGAAGUGCGGAAGAGGGAAAGGGGUCAUCGUAGAGCUGGGGUACGAUGUCCCUGGACAUUUUUUACCAGUAGUCGAGGUUUGCUACAACAUCGAUGAAAGCAUCCCCUACUACUCUAGGCAUCUCCUCCGCGGCACCUCCUUGGGCAAAGAACCGCGGAAAAUUGGACGUCCUGCAUAUGCUUCGGGCGGUGGUGAGUUUUUUAAAGGGUUCAACCCGAAGGAGGCAUAUAGCAAGAGAAACCAGUUGGCUGCCAUCAGGAAUAAAGUUGGAAAGGACUACGCUAAGAAGUACAUAGACUUUGCCAGCAAGAAGUUCUUGGAUCGGGGACAACUUUCACCAUAUUUGGACUUCGUCUUAGGCCCCCACCAAGCCACCACCUUCUUCUAUAUCAACGUCGCUCCGAUGUGGCAUUCCAUCAACGAAGGCACCUGGUUCAAGGUGGAAGAAACCGCAAGAAGCUUUGCUAGGAAGUACAAGACUGACCUGGAAGUCGUCACUGGAACCGAAGGUGUCCUCCAGCUCCAGGGUAAGAAAAACAAGAAGGAUAUCAUGCUCAGGGGUUCUAAAUUUCCGGUUCCCAAGCACUUCUGGAAGAUCCUCAGGAAACCUGUAGAUAGAUCCUGCAUUGUCUUCAUCUCCCCCAACGACCCCGUUAGGAAGACUAUUCCAAAAUCCAUCUGCAAGGACAUCUGCACUCAACAUGGAUGGCGAGAGUUCUCAGGGAACUCUACCGAAGGAUACGUCUACUGUUGCGAAUAUGAGGAUUUCAAGAAAGCUGUGCCUCACGCUGCUUCACUCAGCUGCAAAAAUGUUCUUCAUGUUGAGAGAAAAUGAACGAAUUUUGAUUAGUCAACAGUCUUAUUUGUAAAUAAAUAAAAUAUUACAUCUCAAAGGAUUAAUUAUAUUACAUUGAGUAGCAAUCAAUAAUUAAAAACAAAAUAAAAUUUAAUGUUUCUAAAAAAGAGAUCACACAACUUUCACUCACCAGCCUACUUAAAUAAUUAAGUCUCUAAUCGAAUAGAGCUAGUUAAUAUUAUUAAAGUUAUUAAGGGUUGUUACCAUAUGAUCAAAACAUUGCUUGAAACAUUUUGAUUAAUAUUUGUUAGGCAUGGCAGGAUUGCGUUUCAGGUUCAAAAUUUUGCUUUCUUUGACUAACUCAUUAAUAUUAAUUUCUUACUUGGCAGACAUACUCUUUAAAGUAAAACCAGGCAACGAUUUAUCCACCAUUAAACGUGGUAGGGAGUUACCCAGGCAGUGUAUUGGAACUUUUCAAUACUUCCACAGCAGAUUUAUCAGAACAAGACCAGUCUUUAUGGGCAACAUUUGCCCGAUGAUAUUGUACUACUUACGACUCAACCAAUAAUCGCAUCUCUUUUCAUACAAUACCGUCUUUAUGAUUUUUUUUUAUCUGGGCUGCUAGAUUGAAAGUAAAAGUUAAGUUAAAAAUAAUGUUGGGCUAUUGCAAAGUGUUUGAAAGGCAUCUUUAACAGAGAGCUAACCUUAAGCCUUGCAGCUAACCGGUAAAACGUGGUAAAAAAAGUUCGAAAAAAGUAUUUAAAUUCCACGGAUUCAAGGUAAUGA